This is a messenger RNA of Daldinia decipiens, 3124 nucleotides long. Its product is annotated as ATP-dependent RNA helicase dbp-7. Gene Ontology annotation, molecular function: nucleic acid binding; RNA helicase activity; ATP binding. The transcript has 3 exons. Lineage: Eukaryota; Fungi; Ascomycota; Sordariomycetes; Xylariales; Hypoxylaceae. Gene Ontology annotation, biological process: ribosome biogenesis. Gene Ontology annotation, cellular component: nucleus. The coding region runs from base 432 to 2807 and encodes 791 amino acids. The record is from RefSeq and is a predicted model, not a curated record.
GAGACCUUUGAGAUUUAUUAGUAAAUUGAAUAUACGUUCCAAACCAUAUAGACCUUGUUACAGGGUUCCACCACAGCUGAAAUAGACCUGAAUUAUAUCUCGCAGCCUUGUGUCCUCGUACCUAGAUAAGCGGAGGUUACCUCUGCGUUCAGUAGGAAUAUGAUAAUGUGAAGUUCCUAGGUGGACUACUAUUGGCCUAGGCUUGCCAUCGUAGUCUCACGUUUGAUCCAAUAGAAGAUUUCCUCAACUUUCAACAGACCAAUAACUUGCUACUUGUAAGUUGUCACUUUAUACUUAAAGGAGCAUAUAUGGAUAGCUUUCUCUAAGAAAUACGCGCGAUAGUAUUAGACUCGUCUUACAAGGCUGAGAUAAAUGGAUAACGUCCAUAUGGUUCCAGUAUACUCGGUAUAUCUUAUCGAUAUGAUAACGAUAUGCUAUUACACAUAUACGAUUCUGUCGCUUUUCACUGCUUCAAUAUUCGCGACCACACAUACAUAAUCGCCAUGGCUGACAGCGGCUUACUUUUAAAUUUCGAUCUUGGUGAUGCGCCACUAAAGAAGCAGGUUAAAUUCACAGGUGGUCGAUGGAGAGAUCGUGUCCAUGCUCAGCGAAGCGCCAGGAAGAAUCGCGAUGGGUCUUUAGAUGGACCUGCGAGCUCAGUCAAUUCCACCCCGCUGUCCAACGACCGACGAGAUUUUCGACAAUUUCACGAUCAAAACGAAAGGCCAGCGAAGCGCCAGAAGACAUCCGAUCCCCAAAACGGACAAUUAGAUAAUACAUCUAAUACGGGUGCUAGGUUCGGCGGCACAUCCAACAAACCUGGCGGCAUCACGUCCAGGUUAUUCACAUCUAACCCAACACCCACAACAGUCUUCGAUGAUCCAGUUGAUGAUGUCGAACCUACAAAGCCAUCCAAUGCCCCAUUAUCUGAUGAAGCCGAAAACUUCCGCGCUCUUGGCUUGUCGCCGCGCAUUGCCCAACACCUGUCGUCAAAGCUGGAGAUGAAGGCCCCGACUUCAAUACAAAAGAAUAGCAUCCCGCCGCUAAUAAAGGACGAUAGCGAUGCUUUCUUACAGGCCGAGACAGGUUCAGGAAAGACUUUGGCUUAUCUACUUCCUAUCGUACAGCGAAUCAUGAAUCUAAGUCACCAUGACGACGGCUCUACCACCGGAACCCGUAUGCAUCGCGAUUCAGGCCUAUUUGCUCUUGUCUUAGCACCGACGAGGGAGCUGUGCAAGCAAAUCGCUACCGUUUUAGAGAAACUUCUACGUUGCGCUCCCUGGAUCGUAAGCACUACCGUGAUAGGUGGAGAGAGUAAGAAAUCCGAAAAGGCUCGCUUGAGGAAGGGUGUCAACAUAUUGAUCGCUACUCCUGGUCGUCUCGUUGAUCAUCUGGAUAAUACUAAGGUGCUCGACGUCGGCACUGUAAGAUGGCUUGUUCUCGAUGAAGGCGACAGGCUAAUGGAGAUGGGAUUCGAAGAAGAGUUGAAGAGCAUUGUGGGAAAAAUUCGAAGAGAAGAAUUAAAAGAGUCCAAUAAAGAGGGUGUGUCCCUCGCCGCCCUGCCGCAACGUCGUGUCACCGUUCUCUGUUCGGCGACGAUGAAGAUGAAUGUGCAAAGGCUGGGCGAGAUUAGUUUGCAAGACGCUAUCCACGUCACAUCCUCUAAGUCUGAGGACGAGGGCGAUACCGUGGCCGCGGCCAACGACGCUACCUUCAGUGCGCCAUCUCAACUUAAGCAAUCAUAUGCCGUUGUUCCAGCUAAACUGCGAUUGGUAACACUGAUAUCACUACUCAAAUCAACAUUUGCCCGCAAAGGGUCCGUCAUGAAAGCCAUUGUUUUCAUAUCUUGCGCCGACUCGGUCGAUUUCCAUUUCGAUUUACUCCGUUCUGCAUCAUCCCAACUCUCACCCGACGAAUCACCCCUGACAAAGGAUACUGUUGCCGAUGCUGCCUAUAUCACAUCGCCAGCAAACCCUGAUAUAACUCUUCUAAAGCUUCAUGGCUCCCUCCAGCAGCCUGUUCGCACGUCCACGCUUGCCGCCUUCCACACCUCGCAGAAUCCUUGUGUUCUCAUUACCACCGAUAUCGCAUCGCGUGGUCUCGAUGUGCCCGCUGUGGAUCUUGUCAUCGAGUACGAUCCAGCCUUCAGCGUCGAAGACCAUGUCCAUCGCAUCGGUCGAACCGCGCGAGCGGGCCGACCCGGCAAAGCGACACUCUUCCUCCAACCAGGCUGCGAGGAAGGCUACGUUGAACUUCUCAAAUCCGCCUCAGCUCUCAUACCCCAGUCUUACGAAUCGACUCUCCAAAAGGGCUUCGUAACACCCAUAUCCCUACCCAAACAAGACCAAACCUCCGAGCCCCAGACUCUAGUAUCAGACCGCCAAACUCCUAACUCCCGCGCGGAAGCCCUCCAACUACACUUCGAACAACGCCUCCUAGCCUCCGCAAAAGAAGGUAGUAACUCGAAGCUCUUGGAUGCGGCGCGCCAGGCCUUCCGCUCGCAUAUCCGUGCGUACGCGACACACGUGCGCGACGAGCGCGGAUACUUCGACAUCACGCAGUUGCACCUGGGCCACACGGCCAAGAGCUUUGGUUUACGCGAGGCGCCGGGAGGGAUUGGAGGCGGGCCGUCGAGGCGCACGUUUAAGCCGAGUCAGCAGAAGAAGACUGGUGCUGGUGGGCAGAAGAGGGGCAAUGAUGGUGAUGGGGAGGAUGGUGUGGGUGCGGCGGACGAGGAUGCGGCGAGGAGGAUGAGGAUGAAGAUGAAGCAGGUUAUGAGUGCGGCCGGGGAGUUUAAUAUUGGGUGAGGUGGCUUUUUGGAGGGGGGUUAUGGUAGUAGGGGUAGGUUAUGUUAUGGGGAAGAGAGGUCGGUUGCAUUGUUAACAUGAAGUUUAUCGCGACGGUAUAGAUAAAAAAGAGUUACGAGCGCAUGAGUGUCUGCGGUAAUUAUUAUUCAUUCUGGGAAUGCUUUAUACGGACGUUUGAGGAGUAUCGUCGUUGUAGUUGAUAUAAUACGGAUUGACUAGUUCGUAUAAAAAGCUACUACGAUUUUUAUAUAUUGCGAUUGAUAUUUUCUGUAGUUGAGCUAAUACGUGACGAUGAAAUCAGUUAUGCAAUAAGAAAA